This is a messenger RNA of Numida meleagris (helmeted guineafowl), 3203 nucleotides long. RefSeq names its product TNF receptor superfamily member 19 (gene TNFRSF19). Gene Ontology annotation, biological process: positive regulation of JNK cascade; positive regulation of canonical NF-kappaB signal transduction. The record is from RefSeq and is a predicted model, not a curated record. The transcript is spliced from 10 exons. NCBI's taxonomy places the organism in Eukaryota, Metazoa, Chordata, Aves, Galliformes, Numididae. Gene Ontology annotation, molecular function: signaling receptor activity; protein binding. The coding region runs from base 223 to 1452 and encodes 409 amino acids. Gene Ontology annotation, cellular component: plasma membrane.
GGGAGGCAGGCUGUGAAGCGAGGCGCCGCAGUUCCCGGCAGCCUCCCCAGGGAGCGACCUGGCUGAGCGCUGCGGGGCGGCCGGAGGAGCGAGGGAGGGCGGGUUCUCAGAGUGCUCUCCGGUCAGCAGCACGAAUACGCGGCUGUGCAUUGCGAGCGGCUACGGAGCUGGAGUGAAGGCAGGAGCCGGGCACCUUCCUCUUGGCUGGUUUAACUGUAAGAAAUGGAUCCUAAAGGAUUACAAGGAGAAGACAAAUUGAAGAUGCUUAUAAUCUUACUAGCGUAUUUGCUCAACAGGGUAAUUUGUGAGACUGGAGAUUGCAGAGAACAAGAGUUUAGAGACCACACUGGGAACUGUAUUCUCUGCAAACAGUGUGGACCUGGAAUGGAACUCUCAAAGGAAUGCGGCUUUGGAUAUGGGGAGGAUGCACAGUGCAUGACGUGCAGGCCAAACAGAUUCAAGGAAGACUGGGGCUUUCAGAAGUGCAAGCCUUGUCUGGAUUGUGCGCUAGUUAACCGUUUUCAGAAGGCCAACUGUUCUGCCACCAGCAAUGCACUAUGUGGAGACUGUUUACCCGGUUUUUAUAGGAAGACCAAGCUUGGAGGCUUUCAAGACAUGGAGUGUGUUCCUUGUGGUGAUCCUCCUCCUCCCUAUGAACCCCACUGUACCACCAAAGUAAACCUUGUGAAGAUCCCAUCAACUGCUUCCAGUCCUCGAGACACUGCUCUAGCAGCGGUUAUAUGCAGUGCACUUGCAACAGUGCUCUUGGCCCUUCUUAUUCUUUGUGUUAUCUAUUGUAAGAGACAGUUUAUGGAGAAGAAACCAAGCUGGUCUCUGAGAUCACAAGACAUUCACUACAAUGGAUCUGAAUUGUCAUGUUUUGAUCGACCACGGCUAAAUGAAUAUGACCACAGAACAUGUUGCCAGUGCCAGAGAAGCACAUCACAGACAUGCGGACCAGUUCAUUUGAUUCCUUCACUGUGUUGUGAUGAAACCUGCAGCAUGGAGCACAGCAGUCACAGUUGUGCUUUGCACUCACAGACUACUCUUAAUGGAAGGGCUUCUGAUUCCGUUGGAGAAAUGAUUCCUACCUUCCUUGGCUCUCUUUCACACUCUGCCUGUGGAGACAUUUCAGAUGCUUGGCCUCUUAUGCAAAACUCAGCUUGUUGUGACAGCAUCUCUUUCUGUGAAUCAUAUUCAGAACUGGCUGGAGUUACUGCAAAAUCCUGCAGUCUGGAGACUGAAAAUGCAACUACUGUUGAGUCAGAUAAUAACCAGGAACUAAGUGAUGUACUUACUUCAGCUAAGUCUCCUGAUGGAAACAGUGCAAAGUCCUUUGAAAUCUCCAAUCAUAGAACAUAUAUAGAAGUUUCAUCACUUCAGAACUCAGCUGCUGCUGAAACCCAGCCAAAGACAAAGUGUAAUGGAACAGCAGAUGACUCUACAGACUGAUAAAGAGGAAAGCAAGCUAUUUUUCUCAGCAUUAAAACUGCAUGCUUCCCUAAUGCUCGUCCGCUGACUGCCAUCAAAUACAUCCUGAUCUUCAGUGUCACACAGUUUCAAAAUCAGCUGGAAGAUAAUGGCAUCAUUUCACACAUUCUAAGCAGUUGUAUCUGAGCCGUAACAGCUGUAAAGUGAAACUUUAAGGAGCAUCCUAGGAGAGCCCUGAGAGCGGAUUUAUGAACAUUUGCACCUCGUAUUAAAAAAGAACAUUUUUGUCCCCAAGAUUCUCAAGAAGUACAAUGGAGUGAGCAUACAAACGUAUGUAAAGGUAUCAAGAAAUACAAACGCUUUAAUGUGUUUACAUGGUUACCUUAAAUAUGGCUGCAGAUGUGAGAAGGCCUGGGACAAGACUUUGCCAGUUACUCUGCUUGCAGAUUUUUGAAUUUUUUUUUCUGACGCUAGUUUUUAACUUAGUUUCCUGCUGUUGAAGGACUUAAAAAUAAAACAUUUCUAUUUAUGUGAGGAUCAUCUAUUGAUAAACUGAAGCUUUCAUGAUAUAUUAAAUUGUAGGCAAUAAGCUAGUUUGGGGAGUUAAAGAAUUUGCAUGUUACAAAAGCUAUAGCUGAAACCCCUUUCAUCCAAUUAUUUUGUUUGUGGGAGGGAGCAUUGUUUUGUUCAGUGUAGCAGGAGAUUAGCUUUAUAUUAGCUUUAGUGAAAGUCAGCUAUUUAGAACGGGAUGUUAUGUUGCUAGCAGUCUCACUGUUGGAUGACAGCACUCGUUGUUAUAACAUGUAUUUUUUAUGUUGAAAUAAAUGUAGUCAACUCACAUCAAGACGUCAAAGGUUAGCAGGUGUGUCACAAAACUAUUCGUACUAUGAGAUCUAUUACUAAUUUUUUUUAGUAAUUAAUUAUUUUCAUUACUAAAGUGAUGGUCUCAAGCUUCAUUGUGAUUUAAUUCACCCAUUGAGUAGACCUUUUUUUUAAUUCAUGUCACUCUGUCCUUCUCACUGUAGCAUUUUGUGUAAAUUGAAUUUUUCCAUAUACAUAUAAAAAUGGAUUGAUAACUUUUUUUAAUACCUCUGAACUGAAUCCGUGGAGCUAUGUGCGUGCCUAGUUUAUAAUUAUCAGCUUUCUUCCCUACUUGUUCCUUAAGAUUUUUUUAACUGUAGUUUGUUGUAGCACUUCCUAUAAAAUUGUUGAUUCUGCAUCCAUUUUUCCCUAACAUCGUUUUAAUUCUGUGAGCAAUCGCUGUAGCCUCUACUGGCUCACUGCACUGAGCAGGCUCCAACCUGCCAGCUGUGACCUCCAGCAACCCUUUUGUAGAAAUUCCCAAUGUGCCUUGACAAAAGCAAAGCAAUCAGCAGAACAAAUGCAAUUUUGCAUUAACUAUUACUCAUCUUUCUGCACGUGGUUUGUACGGCAAUGGAAAUGAUGAGACAGUCAUGUUCCAUAAAAGAAAGAGAUUUCUUCUUUGAAGAACCCGGUAGAAGACUGACCCUGUACAAUAGCAGGGCCAAGUACAGGCAGCCAAACCACGUGAGAUUAUUAGCGUGUGCAAAAGCGUUGAUUAACAGCUGCCAAAUUCAAGCCAAAGUGAAGAAACUACAUAAGGGACUUAUUUUAAUCAGUAAGUACUCCUAUUUGAUCACUUACGUAGAAUAAUAUGCAGUUACACAAGGAGUAUAAUGACAUAACUAAAUACUGAAAAGUAUAUAUUCAAAUAAGAAUAGUUUUGAAUAAACGCCGGAUACUUUCACACA